UUAAAAUCAUUAGUCGGAAAUUCUAUAAAAAUGGUUACCACACAAAGGAGAUAAAAGUAAACAAAUAAAAAUUGGUUUCUAAAAAAAUUAAAAAAAUUCAAUGUUCCUACAGUUUGUUUAAAACUAUAUAAUGCUGACAAAUAUUAUGUAAUUUUAUGCACUGAUUAGUGGCACGAAUGUCUGAAAAGAAGUACGAAACUAUGAUGCCUAAAAGAAAUUAUGAAAUAUUUCCAGGAAGAAAUAAAUUUUAUUGCAAAGGCCAUAUAAUUAUGUCAAGUAGUAACUGUGUUUUUUUAGUCACUGUUAUGCUAAUCAUAGGAACUUCGACUCUUUUCUUCAUAUUUGAUUGUCCUUAUCUUUAUAAAGAGUUAUCUAUAGCUAUUCCAAUAGUUGGAGGCUGGUUAUUUAUUUUUGUUAUGGUAAUGCUAUUGAGAACAGCUUUUAGUGAUCCAGGUAUUAUUCCACGUGCUGGUAUAGAUGAGGCAUCAUACAUAGAAAAGUCAUUAGUUCCAGCCACUAAUGAACCUGGAGUUUAUCGACCUCCAGCUAGACAACUUGAUAUUGAAAUUAAAGGAAAACAAUUUAAACUUAAGUAUUGCUUCACUUGUAAAAUAUUCCGUCCACCAAGAGCAUCACAUUGUAGUAUGUGUGAUAAUUGCGUUGAACGCUUUGAUCACCAUUGCCCAUGGGUUGGAAACUGUGUUGGCAAAAGAAACUACCGUUAUUUUUAUUUGUUCUUAGUGUCACUCUCAUUUUUAUGUAUAUAUAUCUUUGCAGGUGUUGUUGCACAUUUAGUUUUAUGUAGCAACGAGUUGCGUUCAUUUGUAAGCGCCUUAAGAGAAAAUCCAACAAGUGCAAUGGUUGCAGUUAUUUGUUUCUUCUCAGUUUGGUCUGUUGUCGGACUUGCUGGAUUUCAUUCUUAUUUGGUAUCUUCAAAUCUUACAACAAAUGAAGAUAUAAAAGGUACUUGGGCUGCACGCCGCGGCGAAAAAUGUGAAAAUCCUUAUAGUACUGGUUCUGCAUUUGGCAAUUGUUUUCAAAUUAUAUGUGGCCCAGCAUACCCCAGUUUAAUACGAAGGCGUGAAAUUGUUGUGACUGACCUGCCUGAUUAUUGUGAGGCACAAUCUACUGCUAUUGAUAUUCCAAAGCCACCAAUUCUGAAUCACGAGGAGCGUCAAACACAAAGUUUUCCUACAAUGAAAAAAUCUCAUUUAAAUAAAGAAACAUAUUCAGACGAUUUUAAGGAUGACAGUAAUCUAGGUCUUCUAAAACUUAGUAGUGUAUAAUUCUAUAUAAAUAACACAAUUUUUACACAAGAUAUGACAUUUACAUCAACUUUUGAUUAUGAACACUUUCCGAACCGGAAAUAUUGUUUAACUGAAUUUUUCCUUUGCUGCUUCAUCUGUUGACAUCUUGAUGUUUUUUAAAAAAUUGCCAACUAUUAAUCAUCUUUUUAUAAAUUGAAAAUAUUAUGUAAUUAAAUAUGCUAAGAAAUAUGUUUCUAUA
This is a messenger RNA of Hydra vulgaris (swiftwater hydra), 1506 nucleotides long. RefSeq names its product palmitoyltransferase ZDHHC14. Gene Ontology annotation, molecular function: protein-cysteine S-palmitoyltransferase activity. The record is from RefSeq and is a predicted model, not a curated record. Gene Ontology annotation, cellular component: endoplasmic reticulum; Golgi apparatus. Gene Ontology annotation, biological process: peptidyl-L-cysteine S-palmitoylation; protein targeting to membrane. NCBI's taxonomy places the organism in Eukaryota, Metazoa, Cnidaria, Hydrozoa, Anthoathecata, Hydridae.